AUGGCUUUGGCAGAAGCAGUUCUACGGAAAGUACACAAGUUGGGACUUGUGCCCAAGAUUGUGCGGCUGUUACCGUUGAUGGCUGCAGCUAUGGUGAUAGCUUCCAUUGGUAGUUUGAUGUACUUGGGUGUGGAUGGUCAAUACCGUAACGUAUAUAUUUCUGAGAACGCAUUGAUGCCGUCACAAGUGAUGUCUUAUUUCCGUGAAAGUGAGUGGAACAUAGUUAGGGGAUAUCGAGAAGAAGUAAGUAAGCUUGAAGAUGAAGAUCUUUUAGUGCGUUGCGCUGUUGUAGAAGGUUGGUUUAAGAAGUUAGGGUACGUUACCUCAUAUUAUGAUGAUACGUUGUAUGCAAUUCUCCAUGCUCCUCGAGGUGAUGAUACUGAAGCCAUGGUUUUAACUGUACCAUGGACCAUUUCUAAAAGUGAUGAUGAUGAGUUUAAUGAGGGUGCCAUUGCGAUUGCUGUUUCUAUGGCAAGAUAUUUCAAAAGAAUGUCUAUAUGGUCGAAGAAUAUAAUCUUUACGUUCCCCAAGGAUGCUCAGGCACUGCGUGAUUGGGUCGAGGCAUAUCAUACAACAUUGAAAGAUACAGCAGGGUCUAUUGAUGCUGCUAUUGUUAUUGAGUACGGUAAGAAUGGUGAUAACUUUGAAUACAUUGAAGUUGAUUAUGAAGGUUUAAAUGGACAAUUACCCAAUUUGGACUUGAUAAACACCUUAACCAACAUUGCUUAUAAUGAAGGGAUUCAUACAUCGAUUCAAGGUACUUCAGGUGAAGAAUUGGUUAAAAAUACUUAUGGUACAAGAAUCAGGACCUUAUUCUAUGGGUUAGCCAACCUUGUAUUGACUGGCUUAAAACGUAAAUCUGGUGGAUGUGAAGCAUUUUCAGGUUGGCAAAUCCAGGCCAUAACUAUUCGAGCUAAAGGUACAAAAGGUCCAGCUGAUGUAACUCAAUUUGGUCGAUUAAUUGAUUCUACUUUCCGAUCAGUUAAUAAUUUACUUGAAAAGUUCCAUCAAUCUUUCUUCUUUUAUUUGAUGUUAAGCCCAAAGAAUUUUGUUUCCAUCGGUACUUAUCUUCCGUCUGCUGUGCUUAUGGCAUUGGUGUUUGCCCUUAGUUCAUUGAAUCGACUUAUACGUGAUCCCAAAACUGUGGAAAACAUUAGCAACAACAUUUCCAAUGCAAUCAUAUUAUAUACUUGUGUGGUAGCAUAUUCGUUUAUGGUGGGGGAAUUAUUACCUAAAGCAGUGUUGUCUGAUCUAGUGUCUGCGGAAGUAGUUCCCAUAUACGGUAUGAUAUUCUUUUUAUUGGUUCAAAUUGCAAUGCCUUCCAAGUUACGUACGUUCCAAGCUCCUUAUGCUGAGUUCUUACAUGCUAUAUUCCUUUUCCAUAUCUCCAUGUUAAUUAUUGCGUUGUUGAUUGUUCAUUUUGCCUUGGCCCUUUUUAUUGCCUUGAUAGCCUUACCAUUGGCAUUCCUUAGUCCGGUGGCUGAUAAUAAUACGUUCAAGGGGUAUCUUUUGAUUUUCCUUGCUAAUCCAUUUACAGUGGUGUUUACGAUUGAUAAAUACAUUGUUCCAGAUGGUGGCAUUGCUUAUGGACUUCUUACGUCAUACACAAAGCUUCAAUGUUGGACAUGGCCGUUACUUAUUUGGGGUUAUUUCCCAGCCUGGUUGGGUAUUGCCUUCACCCAUUGUCUUACAGGUACUACAGACCCUAAGAAGUAA
Messenger RNA from Lizanozyma spartinae, 1716 nucleotides. It is a transcript of the gene GAA1, whose product is annotated as GPI-anchor transamidase subunit. Gene Ontology annotation, cellular component: membrane; GPI-anchor transamidase complex. The record is from RefSeq and is a predicted model, not a curated record. NCBI's taxonomy places the organism in Eukaryota, Fungi, Ascomycota, Pichiomycetes, Serinales, Debaryomycetaceae. Gene Ontology annotation, biological process: attachment of GPI anchor to protein. The transcript has a single exon. The coding region runs from base 1 to 1716 and encodes 571 amino acids.